AUGCCAGGUAUCCUGCUCAGCCAGUUCCCAGACGAAAUCCUGCACAGCAUCCUCACCUACACGCCGCCGUCCGCCGCCAUCGCACUCGAGCAGACCUCCAAGCGCUUCUCACACAUCACCAACGCCCCCCUGCUAUGGGCCGGCUACUGCAAAGCCUCGUUUCGCUUCUGGGAUAAGCGUCAUGACAUCACCGACAAGUUUGCCCGGCCGGCAAAGAGCGUGCAGUGGAAAGAAUUGUACAAGCUGAGGCAUCAGAUCGACCGCGCGACAACGGAGAUACUGGACAGCAUCCUCGCCAGCCAGACAGGACGCAUAGAGAAGAUUCACCGCAUCGUCAGCUUUGGCUAUGAUGCGAAGGAUACGCUGAUCAGGCACGCUGAUGCUCCUCAGGACCUUGAAGACUACUUGGCUAGGAGAUACUACAGCAAUGCUAUACUCGGCUGUCUGCAUCGAACGCUGGCCAUUCCCACCUGGAACAGGCUCAGGAACGGCGAGGACGUGUCUCUCGAACACGCCCUGGGAGCUUUUGACAUGUUCAUCCUCGACUCUGGCACCGGAGACUUUGACGACAUAUCACGGAGCUUGGACAACAUAGUUGGACGGAUGAAACGCCAGUACCCUAAUAUCCUCGAGUACACGCCCCGAGAACGAGCCAUAAUGACAGCAGAGUACCUCCGCGAAAACAAUCUCACUGGGAUCGAGUCUGGCAGGGAGUUUUACAACAUUGAGCACAACUUCCUGGGUGCUGCUCUGACCAGCGAACGGCACAAUUCACUGCCUCUGAUCUCGGCGGCUAUAUACUGCUACGUUGCUCAGAGACUCGGCCUCGAUGCCCAUCCCUGUGGCUUCCCCUUCCACGUUCACGUUAUCAUCCGCCCAGAGCCCAAUCACGACCUUGCUGGCAAUCGGCUGCCAGACGGGGAAGAGGGCGACUUCAUGUACAUGGACCCCUUCCGCUCGACCAGCGAGACUCCCGUAUCCGAGCUACAGAGCCAGCUGAACUUCCUUGGAGCCCUCACCUUGUCACAGUCAACAUUCCUUCGCGAGUCAUUCACCGCUGAGAUCGUGCUCCGAUGCGGCAAGAACAUCCUCAACUCCGUCCUGCAAACACCACAUUUCCGUCAGACGUCACUCGACAUUGUUAAUGUCAAGUAUGCUGCCCUUUGGGCAUCCAUGCUCUUUGCCAAAUACGCAAAUCCCGAUCGACAGAACAUCCCCCAGGGCCCUGAGCGCCGACGAGCCGAACAUCUGCCUCUACGCCGCCACCUGCCAUCGCUUAUGGAGCACUUUGCUACGGAUUUCCCAGCGGACGUGUAUCUCAUCGAGCAGUAUCUGAUUCCGCUGUUCCAGAGCUUGCCUGAAUAUGAGCAUCUACGCGAGAGCGUCAGCGUGAUGAAAGCUAGUGACGAGAUACCAAAGCAGGUCCGGCGAAGGAGCUCAGCCAACGGCAACGUCAAGUACAAGGUCGGCCAGCUCUUCCGUCACAAACGGUAUGAGUACAUCGGCCUAAUUACUGGCUGGGACCCUGAAUGUGGUGCUGGCGAGCAGUGGAUGGAGCGCAUGGGAGUGGACCGUCUCCAUGCCGGACGCCAUCAGUCUUUCUACCACGUCUUGGUGGAAGAUAAAAGCGUCCGCUAUGUCGCGGAAGAAAACAUCGAAAUAUGCGAGCUCGAGGCUUCCGAAGUGCCGGAUGCUUUCUUCAGCUUUGCCGGCAAAUUCUUUAAGCGAUGGGACAUUGAAACCCGCCGCUUCGUGAGCAACAUCCGUGAUGAAUACCCCGACGACUAG
This is a messenger RNA of Trichophyton benhamiae CBS 112371, 1788 nucleotides long. RefSeq lists its product as uncharacterized. The coding region runs from base 1 to 1788 and encodes 595 amino acids. Lineage: Eukaryota; Fungi; Ascomycota; Eurotiomycetes; Onygenales; Arthrodermataceae. The transcript is spliced from 4 exons. Gene Ontology annotation, molecular function: DNA binding; protein binding. The record is from RefSeq and is a predicted model, not a curated record.